GACUUCCGUGGGUCACGUGACUUUAGCGCGCGCUGCGGCUCCGCCGGGACUAGUUCUUCGCGAGCAGGCCGUUGCCAAGGACACGGCGCAGGUCCCGCCGCGCAUUGCCUGCUCCGCGGUUCCCCUCCCCUCUUCUCCCACCAAGAUGAGGCCCUAAGAUGGCGCUGGCUGCGGCGGUUGGCGCCGAGCAGCCUAAGUAGGGAGGGCGGCCAUUGGGCUCAUAGCCGUCAGCAAGGAAGUUGUAGACCUCCCUGCUGCGCUGUCUGAGGAAGAACUGCCGCCGGUGGCGGGUUCUGGUUGCCUGCCCACCACCGUUGUGGUCUCAGCGGAGGAGCUGCUUCGUUUACAGCAGACAACAGUUUUGAAGCGUGGAGAGAAAAGACGCUGUUUCUGAGCUGCAAAAACUAGCUCCUGAAGAGGUAAUUUGACAUGGCUAUAUAUUAGUUUCCUUUGCAUUAUACUUGAAGAACUGUAAUAUUUUAUCAUGGACAGAACUACCCCAAAAAAGUUAUUUGUGAAAGCCAGUAUGGCCACAGGAGGAGGUCCUUUUGAAGAAAGUAUGAAUGAUCCGGAUUUACCCAACUGGAACAGUGAGUGUGUUGACGAUCGACUUAAUAACAGGGAUUGGGGUGGCCAACAGAAGAAGGCAAAUAGAUCAUCAGAAAAGAAUAAGAAAAAGUUUGGUGUAGAAAGUGAUAAAAGGGUAACUAAUGAUAUUUCUCCGGAGUCAUCACCAGGAGUUGGAAGGCAAAGAACAAAGACUCCACAUACGUUUCCACAUAGUAGAUAUAUGACUCAGAUGUCUGUCCCAGAGCAGGCAGAAUUAGAGAAACUUAAACAGCGGAUAAACUUCAGUGAUUUAGAUCAGAGAAGCAUUGGAAGUGAUUCUCAAGGUAGAGCAACAGCUGCUAACAACAAACGUCAGCUUAGUGAAAACCGCAAGCCCUUCAACUUUUUACCUAUGCAGAUUAAUACUAACAAGAGCAAAGAUGCUGCUACAAGUCUCCAAAAAAGAGAAAUGGUUGGAUCAACGCAAUGUAAAAAGUUGUUUGCAUCUGCUUUAAGUAAUGACCUUUUACAAAAUUGUCAUGUAUCAGAAGAAGAUGGGAGAGGAGAGCCUGCAAUGGAAAGCAGUCAGAUUGUAAGUAGGCUUGUUCAAAUUCGUGACUAUAUUACUAAAGCUAGUUCUAUGCGAGAAGACCUUGUGGAAAAAAAUGAAAGAUCUACUAAUGUUGAGCGCCUUACUCACCUAAUAGAUCACCUUAAAGAACAAGAAAAGUCAUACAUGAAAUUUCUCCAAAAAAUCCUUGCUAGAGAAAAUGAGGAGGAGGAUGUUCGGACUAUAGAUUCAGCUGUGGGAUCUGGUUCUGUAGCUGAGAGCACAUUGCUAAACAUAGAUGUGCAGUCUGAGGCUUCAGAUACCACGGCUAGAGAUCCUCAACAGGAGCCUAUUGAAGAGAUAGAAAAUUUGAAGAAACAACAUGAUUUAUUAAAAAGAAUGUUACAACAACAGGAACAACUUCGAGCUCUGCAAGGGCGACAAGCUGCUCUUCUAGCUUUGCAGCAUAAAGCUGAGCAAGCUAUAGCCGUGAUGGGUGAUUCCGAAAAAGUUGCAGGGACAUCUGCUGGCCAUCAUACUGUAUCGUGCAGACAGACAGCUCGCUCUCUUCAGAGAGUACCUUUAAGAGUUGCUACAGAAACUUCAGGUAGCUUAUCUGGCGUCAGCAUCACAUCUGAACUAAAUGAAGAAUUGAAUGACUUAAUUCAGCAUUUUCAGAAUCAGCUUCGUGAUUCUCAGAUCCAGACUGUAACUAUGUACAGUGAAUCCAAGCCUCCAUCUGUCCCAGAUAAUAGAAGACAAGCAGAAAGUCUUUCAUUAACUAGAGAGGUUUCCCAGAGAAUAAAUCCAUCUUGUUUAGAACAUUCACCUGAUGACAAAGUUCAGCUUUUUAGCAAAAUGAGAGUCCUACAGGAAAAGAAGCAAAAGAUGGACAAAUUGCUGGGAGAACUUCAUACCCUUCGAGAUCAGCAUCUGAACAAUUCAACAUUUGUGCCUUCUUCAACCUCUCCACAAAGGUCUGGGGAUCAGAGAAGUACAAAUUCCGCACCUUCUGCUUCUGUAGGCUUGGCACCAGUUGUCAAUGGAGAAUCCAGUAGCCUUAUACCAUCUGUUUCUUAUCCUGCAGCUUCUCUAGUUUCUCAGAAUGAAAGUGAAAAUGAAGGCCAUCUAAAUCCAACUGAAAAACUUCAGAAGUUAAAUGAAGUUCGUAAGAGAUUGAAUGAACUAAGAGAAUUAGUUCAUUAUUAUGAACAAACAUCAGAUAUGAUGAUAAAUACUGUAAAUGAAAACACAAAAGAUGAAGAAACUGAAGAGUCAGAAUAUGAUUCUGAGCAUGAAAAUUCUGAACCUGUCACAAACAUUAGAAAUCCACAAGUAUCUGCCACCUGGAAUGAAGUAAAUAGUAAUAGUAACACACAGUGUGUUUCUAAUAAUAGAGAUGGAAGAUCACUUAAUUCAAAUUGUGAAAUUAAUAACAGAUCUGCUGCCAACAUCAGGUGUUUAAAUAUGCCUCCUCCUUUAGCAGACUGUCGAUACAAUAGAGAAGGAGAAAAGGGGAUGCGUGCAGCACAAGGUGAAGAUGAUGAGGAAGAGGAGGAAGAAGAGGGAGUAAGUGGAGCUUCACUGUCAAGUCAUAGAAGCAGUCUGGUUGAUGAGGAUCCAGAAGAUGCAGAAUUUGAACAGAAAAUCAGUAGACUUAUGGCUGCAAAACAGAAACUUCGACAGCUACAAGACCUUGUAGCUAUGGUGCAGGAUGAUGAUGCAGCUCAUGGACUUAUCUCUGCCAAUACAUCAAAUUUGGGUGAUUUCUACCCAGCAGAAGAAGAUACCAAACAAAAUUCAAAUAAUGCAAGAGGAAAUACUAGUAAAACACAGAAAGAUAUGGGAGUAAAUGAUAAGGCAAGAGAGAAAUUUUAUGAGGCAAAACUACAGCAGCAACAGAGAGAGCUAAAGCAGUUGCAGGAAGAAAGAAAGAAACUGAUGGAGAUUCAAGAGAAAAUUCAAGCUUUGCAAAAGGCAUGUCCUGAUUUACAGCUUUCAGCUGCUAGUAAUUUUCCCACAAAAAAAUACCUACCUGCUGUUACUUCAACCCCAACUGUUAAUGAAAAUGAGGCUGGUACGAGCAAAUCUGUUUUUGAGCCUGUAGAUUCUUCAGUAGUAGAUAAUGAGCUUUGGUCAGAUAUGCGAAGACAUGAAAUGCUAAGGGAAGAGCUGAAACAGAGAAGAAAGCAGCUGGAAGCUCUGAUGACUGAACAUCAGAGGAGACAAGGCCUAGCUGAAACUACAUCCCCAGUGGCUGUGUCCUUGAGAAGUGAUGAGUCCGAGAACUUGUGUACUCCUCAACAAAGUAGAACAGAAAAAACAAUGGCAACCUGGGGAGGUUCUACUCAGUGUGCGUUAGAUGAAGGAGAUGAAGAUGGUUACCUUUCUGAAAGAAUUGUUCGAACAGAUGAAGAGGAAGAAGAAGAGCAAGAUGCUAGUUCCAAUGAUAAUUUUCCUGUGUAUCCUAAUGGUGUGAAUCAUAGCUCUUACAAUGUAAAGGAAACUAAAAAUAGGUGGAAGAACAAUCGCCCUUUCUCAGCAGAUGGAAAUUAUCGUCCAUUAGCCAAGGCAAGACAACAGAAUAUUAGCAUGCAGCGUCAAGAAAACCUUAGAUGGGUAUCAGAACUAUCUUACAUAGAGGAGAAAGAACAAUGGCAAGAACAAAUUAAUCAGCUAAAGAAGCAACUUGAUUUCAGUGUCAAUAUUUGUCAGACUUUAAUGCAAGACCAGCAGACUCUGUCAUGUCUGCUACAAACUCUUCUCACUGGUCCAUAUAGUGUUAUGCCAAGCAAUGUUGCUUCUCCUCAAGUACACUUAAUAAUGCACCAGCUGAACCAGUGCUACACACAGCUAACAUGGCAACAGAAUAACGUUCAGAGAUUGAAACAAAUGCUAAAUGAACUUAUGCACCAGCAAAAUCAACAUCCAGAAAAACCUAGAAGCAAAGAGAGAGAUUGUAGUAGCACAUCACACCCCUCUUCUCCCAGUUUAUUUUGUCCUUUUAGCUUUCCAACACAGCCUAUAAAUCUGUUUAAUCUCCCUGGAUUUACUAACUUCUCAUCAUUUGCACCAGGCAUGAAUUUCAGCCCUUUAUUUCCUUCUAAUUUUGGAGAUUUUUCUCAGAAUAUUUCUACAUCUACUGAACAGCAGCCACCAUUAGCUCAAAAUCCUUCAGGGAAAACAGAGUAUAUGGCUUUUCCAAAACCAUUUGAAAGCAGUUCCUCUCUUGGAGCAGAAAAGCAAAGGAAUCAGAAAGAGCCUGAAGAAGAGGUAGAAAACGGCAAGACCCCAUGGUUAUAUGAUCAAGAAGGGGAAAUAGAAAAACCAUUUAUCGAGACAGGAUUUGCAGUGUCUGUAGAGAAAACUACAAAUAGUAACCACAAAAAUCAACUAAAUACAAGUAGGAGAAGACGCCAGUUUGAUGAAGAAUCAUUAGAAAGCUUUAGUAGUAUGCCUGAUCCAGUAGAUCCAACAACAGUGACUAAAACAUUUAAGACAAGAAAAGCAUCUGCACAGGCCAGCCUGGCUUCUAAAGACAAAACUCCCAAAUCAAAGAAUAAGAAGAGGAGUUCCACACAGCCGAAAAGCAGAGUUAAAAAUGUUGGAUAUGAAAGUGCCAGUGUGUCUAGCACAUGUGAACCUUGCAAAAGUCGGAGUAGACAUACAGUCCAGACUGAAGAGCCUGUUCAAGCAAAAGCAUUCAGCAGAAAGAAUCAUGAGCACCUGGAAAAAAUAAGAAAAUAUAGUAGGUCUACAGAAAUAACUUCAGCACAAGCUAGGAGAAUACUACAGUCUAACAGAAAUGCAUGCAAUGAAGCGCCACCAGAAACUGGGAGUGAUUUUUCCAUGUUUGAAGCAUUGCAGGAUACUAUUUAUUCUGAAGUAGCUACAUUAAUUUCUCAAAAUGAGUCUCGUCCACAUUUUCUUAUUGAACUCUUCCAUGAGCUUCAACUACUUAAUACAGACUACUUGAGACAGAGGGCUUUAUAUGCAUUGCAGGACAUAGUAUCCCGACAUAUUUCUGAAAGUGAUGAAAAAGAUGGAGAAAAUGUGAAAUCUGUAAACUCCGGUACUUGGAUAGCAUCAAACUCAGAACUUACUCCCAGUGAAAGCCUGGCUACUACUGAUGAUGAAACUUUUGAGAAGAACUUUGAAAGAGAAACACAUAAAAUAAGUGAGCAAAACAAUGCUGAUAAUGCUAGUGUCAUGUCUGUAUCUUCAAAUUUUGAACCUUUUGCAACAGAUGAUCUAGGUAACACUGUGAUUCACUUAGAUCAAGCAUUAGCCAGAAUGAGAGAAUAUGAACGUAUGAAGACUGAGGUUGACAGUAAUUCAAAUAUGAGAUGCACCUGCAGAGUUGUUGAGGAUGAAGAUGCUGCUGCCACCACCUCUGCAGAUAAUAAUUUAGAUGUAGAAACUCCCAUCGUUGAAAAUUGUAGUUCACAACCACCUAUAAGUGAGGUUUCUACUGUUAAAUGUCCUAGAAUUGAUACUCAGCAACUGGACCGGCAAAUUAAAGCAAUUAUGAAGGAAGUCAUUCCUUUUUUGAAGGAACACAUGGAUGAAGUAUGUUCUUCUCAGCUUCUCACUUCAGUAAGACGCAUGGUUUUAACCCUUACCCAGCAAAAUGAUGAGAGCAAAGAGUUUGUAAAGUUCUUUCAUAAACAACUUGGAAGUAUUUUACAGGAUUCACUGGCAAAAUUUGCAGGCAGAAAACUGAAAGACUGUGGAGAAGACCUUCUUGUGGAAAUAUCUGAAGUUUUGUUUAAUGAAUUAGCUUUCUUUAAGCUGAUGCAAGAUUUGGAUAAUAAUAGUGUAACUGUUAAACAGAGAUGUAAAAGGAAAAUAGAAGCAACUGGGGUGAUACAAUCUUAUGCCAAAGAGGCCAAAAGGAUUCUUGAAGGAGAUCAUGGCUCACCUGCUGGAGAGAUAGAUGAUGAAGAUAAAGACAAGGAUGAAACUGAAACAGUUAAGCAGACUCAGACAUCAGAGGUAUAUGAUGCCAAAGGUCCCAAAACUGUAAGAUCUGAUGUUUCUGAUCAAGAGGAAGAUGAAGAAAGUGAAGCAUGUCCAGUGUCUAUUAACUUAUCUAAAGCUGAAACUCAGGCUUUAACUAAUUAUGGAAGUGGAGAAGAUGAAAAUGAGGAUGAAGAAAUAGAAGAAUUUGAAGAGAGCCCUGUGGAUGUACAGACUUCUCUUCAGGCUAAUAUAGAAACUACAGAAGAGAAUGAGCACCAGAGUCUGAUUCCACAACAAGAACUGGAAAAAAGAGCAGAGAGCAAUAAUUUUCAACCAGACCAGGUGCCCCCUGGUAAAACUGAUCAAGUUAAUUCUCCUGUGAAACCUUGUUACCUUAAUAUCUUGGAAAAUGAGCAACCUUUAAAUAGUGCUGGCCAGAAGGACUCAGUUACUACUAUUGAUUCAUCUAAACAGCCUGACCUUUUGCCAGUACCUUUAACUGAAAUGGAAACUUUAGUGCCUAAAGUCAAAGAAGUUAAGUCUACCCAGGAAACUCCUGAGAGCUCUCUGGCUGGAAGUCCUGAUACUGAAUCUCCUGUGUUAGUCAAUGACUAUGAAGCGGAAUCUGGUAACAUUAGCCAAAAGUCUGAUGAAGAAGAUUUUGUGAAAGUUGAAGAUUUACCACUUAAACUGACCAUAUAUUCAGAGGCAGAUCUAAGGAAGAAAAUGGUAGAAGAAGAACAGAGAAACCAUUUAUAUUUAUCUGGUGAAAUAUGUGAAAUGCAGACUGAAGAAUUAGCUGGAAAUUCUCAGAAACUGAAAGAACCUGAAACAGUGGGAACCCAGAAUGUAUAAGAUGUCAGCAGAGACUCUUCUAACACUCUUUACAUACAGUGCUUACAUGAAAAAUGACGCUAAAUAAACAUCAGUUUGAUCUGUAUAAAAAUGUAAAUUAGUUUGACACUGUAUUUUUGAUAGGUGUGCUAAUUUCUGCUCAUGGCAGUUUAAGACAUCAGAAACUAAUCCUGGACCGAUUCAAGCACUGAUACACUGUGUUUGUUUGUUUGUUUGUUUUCUUUUGUGGUCUUGGUUUUUCUCAUUGUGAUGUUUGGUAACAUUAAAUUUAAAAUGUAGUUUUAAAUAAAGUUUGACAUAUCUUUAAAGUACCUUUUUUGGAAAUUAUGUUGAAUUCUAUACUGCAAAUUGCUAUCAUAAAUAUAUAUUGUUUUGGGCUGUCCAGAGAGAGCAAAAGUUAAGAAUUAGAGAAAUAUUUAUUCCAAAGUCAGUCAUUCAAAUAUUGCCAGUGUUGAUUCUAUUUAGUCAAAUGUUUUCCCUGCCCUGUUACAAGUUAUAAAGGUAACCAGGGAUACUUGUGAAGUUAUCAUUUAUAUGUUAAUCGAUUUAAAUUGCUUAUAAAUAUGUGCUUAGCACCUAAAGCUUACUUAAUUAUCCGUUAUGUGAAUAUUAUUCAGAAUUUUCAAUUCUAUCUGUUGCCUCAGUCUAAAAAUUUUUAGUUAGCUUUAUAUAGUUAACAAGUGCUAUUUGUCCAUAGAUAACAUUCUGAUUAGUAUUAAAGAAAAUCCUAACUCAUGUAGAGAUAAAUGGAACUGAAUUUAUGUUAACAAAAAAUUUUGUAUGCCUUUGGACAACUUUAAAACCAAAGCCAGGUAGCUAAUCCUGUCUAGUAGCUGAUUGUGUGUGUAAUGAGAGAAGCAAGGUCACAGAUUAUAUAGUAAGUAUUGAAUAAGAAAGUAUUGAUGUGUGUUUUUAUCCAUGCCUGCUUAUAGUUAUAGGCCCAUUUAGGCAUCAAAGUGCCAGUUAAUGAAGAAGUCAGUCUUAACAGUUCUUCCUUGAAUAAAACAAGAAUGUGUGAAGAAUUCUUAGCUUCUAGUACUGUUUUAAAUUUGUUAGAUUGUCUAAAAUACUUCUUACAAAAGAACUUACUUGGUGGUAUGAUAUUUCUUUAAAAUUCUUACUUGUUUGAGAUAUUAGUUGGAACUAUACAAGUCCAGUUACUAAAUAAUGAAUGAACAUUGUCCUGUGAGGACAAUAGUAAUAUUAUACCUAAAUUUUAAAAAUGUACAGCAUUACACAUCCCAAUACAGGAGUUGUUAUGUAGUUGGACUGACUUUAGGGACAUGGGGAUAAUAAUUUUUAUUGUAUCUAUAGGCAGCUUCUAGAUUUUCUAGAUUUUAGCAGAAAAGAGGACAUAAUUUUGGUACUCAAGCCAUAUUUACAUCAUCUGCCCCUCUUCCAUGCGUAUUAAAGAUACAAGGUUGGUCAAAGGCAGGAAGCUAAGGCAGAAAGGUUGUGAGUUUGAGGCCACCCUAGGCUACCUACCACCAUGGGGUAUAGAGUGAGACCUGUCUCCAAAAUAAAACAAGACAGACACAGUAUUAAGAGUUAUUCAAUAUGUUAUUGCAGUAGGUAAUACCUAUCCUUAUCAAAAUAGCUUAUUUGACUUGUGUUUAGCUUUUCUCUAACUCUGUUGUUUUUCUAUUUAGUAGAUACUUUCGUUUUAACAUACCCAGGAAUUAAGAGCAGAUAGCUUGUUUAAUAUGUUUUAGUAACUAUUGCUAAAAGGUAAGACAUUAAAUAUUCUUAUUUUAAAUUUUUAAGUUAAAAUUAUGGUUAUGAUAGAAGGAGUAAAGGUAAUAAUGAAUUAGUUACUACUACUAUGCAGAUUGAGGUAAUGCCUAAAAUAAUGACCUAGCCAGGCUGUGGAGGAACUUUGUAAUAUUUCCUCUGGGUAAAUGUUUUUUCAUUGUUAAUAAAUGUAUAUCCUACAUACAACCCUGAA
Perognathus longimembris pacificus (Pacific pocket mouse) is the source of this 8861-nucleotide messenger RNA. RefSeq names its product pericentriolar material 1 (gene Pcm1). Bases 485 to 6916 code for a protein of 2143 amino acids. NCBI's taxonomy places the organism in Eukaryota, Metazoa, Chordata, Mammalia, Rodentia, Heteromyidae. Gene Ontology annotation, biological process: microtubule anchoring at centrosome; protein localization to centrosome; centrosome cycle. The record is from RefSeq and is a predicted model, not a curated record. The transcript is spliced from 43 exons. Gene Ontology annotation, cellular component: centrosome; ciliary basal body; centriolar satellite.